AAACUCUCUCAUUUAUGUUUGCAUAAUCUCAUUUGUACCGAAUUCUAUUCAAUUCAUUAGAAUUCCUACUUUGAGAAUUGAUUCUAUCGGUUUCGUCCCUAGAAUCUAUUUAUCCAUUACAAUUGGUAUCUAGAGCCUUCGAUUUGGUGCGCGCAUCAUGACUGCCAAACACAAAUUGGUGAAAGUUUUGAAUGCACUUGAUGUGGAAGACAAGAUGGAAAUGGGUUUAUGUUUCAUAUGUGAUAAACCUUUUAAUUUUGAACAUCAAUUGUGGCAUCAUAAAAAUAUUCAGAUAGUAAUGAUGGAUGAAGAAGAAGUUGAAAAAGAAUGUGAAAGUUUCACGCAGCAACAGAUUGAUUUCAGUAAAUUUGAUGGCAUGGUACACAAAGAUGAAGCUCCUGAAUUGAAGCUUGACUGCCACACUGCAACCCCAACCAUACUUCUUCCAAAACCAUAAGGUAUAGACACAUUCAAUCACAACACAAAUGUUCAUGAACGAGAGCAAAUUCAGAAAACGCCCAGUUCAACCACAACAAUUCCACCAAAAUCUCCAUCCCUCACAAAUUCAAUUCCAGAAUUCUCUAAUUCGAUGUUGUCUGACAAGGACGACAAAAAGAAGACACAUGUUGAACAAGAAGUAGUCGGAGAUUCAAAUUUCGAGACCAACGUGGAGAUGAAGAAUAUUGAACACAACUCCUCUUUCUUAAAUGGUCGUAAUAUUGUUCUGACGCAGUCACUCAAGGAGGGUUUCACUGCAAACCCAAGUAUUGAUGCCUCUAGUUUGCUACAACCUACCCUCCAAGUGUUUGAUCAAAUGCCCAUAAAGAGGUUGAAACCCACAUCGCAGAACCAACAACAAGCAAAUAAAACAGCAUCUGUUCAAGUUAUGGUGCGACGGCUAAAAGAUGUCAACAGAUAUAAAUAUUUCGAUCCUGGUGGAGCGAUAGUUCCGAAGUCUAAUGCACAUGGUUUUUGUUGGAUUCAAUCACAAAAAGCUACAGCAACAGUUGAGUCACCAACGGUAGAGCAGCCUACUGGACCAGCUUCGGGAUGGCCAUGGGUACCGAGGAUUAUCAGUUUCCAAAAUAGAUUUAUGGUUGUCAAUGAAAUGUGUCAAAGGGAAGUGCAAUCGUUUCUUCUGGAGAUGAAAGGUUUGUCAUUCACAAUUCUCUUUUCAUUCUCUUGUUGUCGGAAACUGAGAGAUUCAAGUGAACAAAUUUAUUCACUCCUUGUGGAUGAAGGUAACAUCACGUUAACCCUGCUAAUGGAAGCAAUACAUGUAGUUGACUUGCUUUUUCUACUCUUGUUGCAAAAAUGUAGCAUAGUCUGUUUCUACUUCCCAUUUAUGUUCUAUGUUUCUAGUGUUGAGUGCCUAAUAGUUGAUGAUGGGAGUUUGACUAGCCAAGAUUUAACCAAUAGACUACAUACUUUCAAUCUAGUUUUUACUGCCAGGGACAUAUUGGUUUUGGAAGACUCUAAUAAAACUCAUGGUGCCAUCAUAGUUGAGAUAGCUCUACUGAAUUGUGUUUCCUUGGCUUCUUAUUUUGCUCUGAUGAGUUGCAAAAUUGAGUAUUCUAAUCUUGCUGAAAUAGAAUUGGUGUAUGUCUUGAUUUCUUUGGACAUUGUUUGGAAGAUGAUGAACAACUCAAUUCAUGGAAAUGUGUUCAAAUUAACAUCUGGAGUUUACCUUUUAGCUAUAAAGUGUUAUGUAAGCAUGAGGUGUAGUUCUAAAAUUGGUUUUGUAAAGGUUGGAGAGUUGGUUGCAUUUGUUCUUGGUUUAUUGGUAAACCACAUAUUGAACUUACAUGUGAUUAAUCAGAUAACAAGCUUCUAACAAUGCUCUGUUCUUAAUGUAUGCUGUUGCAUCUUGCUCUGAAGCUAUUCACAACACCUAUAUUUGUGGUUGCUGCACACUAUUCACCAAGGCGGUCUCAGCUAGUUUUUUACGGGUUUACUUGUGUGGCUAUUUUUCACAAAAAGAUGAUCAACUGGGGGAAUGUUCGAGAUGCUAAAAUUCUAAUCAAAUGGAAAGAUUUGCCUCGUAAACAUGGCACUUGUGAUUGUUCAUCCUUGAGGACAAGGAUGUUUGAAGGGGAGGGUAUUGUAACAGGAAAUAAUAUUAGAUUAAUAGUUUAUUUUAAAUAAUAGUUUAUUCUAUGUCAUUUUACAUUUUUAUCCUUUAGGGUUGUAUUUGUAUUUAAAG
Messenger RNA from Trifolium pratense (red clover), 2203 nucleotides. RefSeq lists its product as uncharacterized. Lineage: Eukaryota; Viridiplantae; Streptophyta; Magnoliopsida; Fabales; Fabaceae. Bases 590 to 1834 code for a protein of 414 amino acids. Gene Ontology annotation, biological process: positive regulation of DNA-templated transcription. The record is from RefSeq and is a predicted model, not a curated record. Gene Ontology annotation, molecular function: DNA-binding transcription factor activity. The transcript is spliced from 2 exons.